Messenger RNA from Macadamia integrifolia, 5760 nucleotides. RefSeq names its product F-box/LRR-repeat protein 14. Gene Ontology annotation, cellular component: SCF ubiquitin ligase complex. Gene Ontology annotation, molecular function: protein binding. The record is from RefSeq and is a predicted model, not a curated record. The coding region runs from base 261 to 1664 and encodes 467 amino acids. The transcript has 3 exons. Lineage: Eukaryota; Viridiplantae; Streptophyta; Magnoliopsida; Proteales; Proteaceae. Gene Ontology annotation, biological process: SCF-dependent proteasomal ubiquitin-dependent protein catabolic process.
AAAAUUCUGGUCUCCUGGAAGAACUUCUCGGUUUCACCUCUUCUUCUUAUAAAUAUCUCUCUUUUCCUUAUAUAUCUGUUAUUUUCGGUAAUUCACGAAUAAGGGAUCUCAAAAUCUUGAAUCGAAGUAUCAAUCAAACAAAGCUCUAAGAUGACGUUGACGUUUUGCGAAACUCGCUAAAUUUUAUGCUUUCUUCCACUUCUGGUUGAUUCCAGCUUCUGCUUUUUUUGGUGGGAGGGAGGACACCCAAUUUGGUUCCAAUGGAGGCUCUACCAGAUCAGUUAGUUUGGGAGAUCUUGGGUAGGAUCAAGAAAAUUGUAGACCGGAAUUCUGCAUCUUUAGCAUGCAAACGCCUUCAUGAAAUGGAGAAGGAACAAAGGGAAUUUCUCCGUGUUGGUUGUGGAUUAGACCCUGCAAAUGAAGCUUUAACCUCCCUCUGCAACAGAUUCCCCAACUUGAGAAAGGUGGAGAUAAUUUACUCUGGUUGGAUGUCCAAGUUAGGAAAACAAUUAGAUGACCAAGGUCUUCUCGUACUCUCGAGGUACUGCCCUUCUCUUGUUGACCUGACUCUAAGCUACUGUACAUUCAUCACAGAUGUUGGCCUCGGCCACCUGGCUUCUUGCUCAAAGCUUAUGGCCUUGAAGUUGAAUUUCACCCCAGGGAUUGGUGGAUUUGGUAUAUUAUCUAUCGUUGUGGGCUGCAAGAACCUCACCACCCUCCAUCUUAUCCGAUGCUUAAAUGUGAGUAGUGUUGAAUGGCUAGAAUACCUUGGCAAGCUUGAGACUCUUGAGGAUCUAUCAAUCAAGAACUGUAGAGCAAUUGGAGAGGGUGACCUUGUUAAGCUUGGACCUGGUUGGCGGAAACUGAAACGGUUGCAAUUUGAGGUUGAUGCUAAUUACAGAUACAUGAAGGUUCACGAUCGCUUAGCUGUGGGCCGAUGGCAAAGACAAUGGGUCCCCUGUGAUAAUAUGGAGGAGCUUAGCUUGGUUAAUUGCCUCAUCAAUCCUGGAAGGGGGCUUUCUUGUGUUUUGGACAAAUGCAAGGCCUUGCAGAAGCUCCACUUAGACAUGUGUGUGGGGGUUAGGGACAGUGACAUUGUGAGCUUAGCCCAGAAAUCAAACAACCUCCGGUCUAUCUCGCUCCGUGUCCCAUCAGAUUUCUCACUCCCCCUGUUAAUGAACAACCCAUUAAGGUUGACAGAUGAGAGUCUGAAGGCUAUUGCACACAACUGUUCUAUGCUGGAAUCACUGAAGAUAUCUUUCUCUGAUGGGGAGUUCCCUUCUUUCUCUUCCUUUAGCUUAAGCGGAAUCCUAACUUUGAUCCAGUUUUGUCCAGUUCGUGUUCUAGCCCUUGACCAUGUAUACUCCUUCAAUGACAAUGGGAUGGGGGCUCUCUGUUCUGCCAACUAUCUUGAGACCCUGGAACUAGUCAAAUGCCAAGAGAUCAGUGAUGAGGGACUGCAGCUCGUGGGACAAUUUCCACGAUUGAAUGUUCUAACACUCUCAAAGUGUUUGGGUGUGUCCGACGAUGGACUAAAGCCACUUGUGGGGUCAGAUAAAUUGGAGGUUUUGACUGUAGAAGAUUGCCCUCAGAUUUCUGAGAGGGGUAUUCAGGGGGCUGCAAGGUCUGUCUCCUACAAGCAAGACUUGUCAUGGAUGUACUAAAGCUCCUUGGUUCCUAAGGUGUUUUGAUGCUCUUCAAGUGCUUGGAUAUUCUGAGACAGGUUGAAGCCACUGUGUAGCAGAGAUAUGAAGCUGUGUAGUUUAGAGUUGCACUCUGAUUUCCAGGAGGUGCUGCCAGCAAGGCUUGUCAUGGAUGCAUUAGACAUUUAGACCCGUGUGGCUCCCAUUGUUGGGUAAGAAAUAACGCCUGCUGGUCCCAUUCCAUUCAGAAGCUUUUGUUGUAUGUCUACUUAAAUGUUUUUACAGUUGGGAACUUUUAUCUUAGGAGAAAGUUUUCUGCCACCAGUAUCAAGAGAGAAUCUUGUCAUCCAAGGUGAUUUGAUUCUUUGAUUGGACUCUUAGAAUAGUGAAUAUCAUCCUAUUUACAAAAAAAUCAAAAUACUCUUUCUCAGUCCAGAGUGUCUUCCCAUGGAUUAAGUGGUUCUUCCUUCACCCACAGUGAAGAAAUUCUCCUGCAACGAAUUUGGUUCUAUUAUGGAAGUAACUUGUUUAUCUUAAAUACCAAGUCCAGUCACACCCUCUUUUCACCCUUUCUAUCAUCCAUAUUGCCAAUCUACUUUAUUUUUAAGCAAAUGGUAAGACUGAACUUUCUCCAUUGUGGUUUGUGUGGACUUUGACAAUUUCGACCUGCAGGGAAAUAAAUAGUAAUUUUUUGACAUUACUUUUCUUUUCAUAAAAAACUGUGGCUCUUUUGUUCUCCUAGCGAUAUUACUGAUAUUAAGUUUACACCUUUGUCAAAAUUUCAAAGAAUGUUAAGAAAUAGGAGGAAAGUUGAUACAUCAGAUCAAGUAGGAUCAGUAAAAGGUAAGCUGGUGUCACACUCCAAAAAUAUAAACUAUCACAAUAUUAGUGUAAAUACUUGGUGAGAUUUUGAAAGAAAAAAAAAAAAGAAGAACUAUUGUUAGGACCUCUUCAAGAAUAUGAUUCUUUAUCCUAACUUGCAUUUCAAAACUUUUGGGUUUCUUUGAUUGACUCCAUUGUAGGAACUCUUCCCCCUGGUUAUUCUGAAAAACUUACUAUAUGUUUGAUCAAAUUAGUUAAUACUCUAUGCCAUAUUUCUAUUUAAUUGUGUGGUAUGGAAUCCCCCCCCCCUUUUACUACAACUAGAACCUUGAAAAACAGGUCCAUUUGGAUGACUCUUUGUAUAAACGAAGAUUAAUACAGUUUUAAAUUGUGAAGGUCAAUACGACUAUGAUGAAGCUUAGUUGAGACAAGAGACUACUAUUAUGGAGAACGAAUUUGGUUUUAUGCCAGGAAGAUAUACAAUAGAAGCUAUUUACUUGGGAGAUUCAUGGAAAACUUUAGAGAUUGCUAGAAGGGUCUCUAUAUGUUUUAUAUUGACAUAGAAAAAACUUAUGAUCGAGUCCCUAGAUAGUUAAUCUGGUAAGUACUAGAGAAGAUUAGUGUUUCAAGUAAAUAUGUGGACAUAGAUAAAGAUAUGUAUAAUAGUGUGGUUAUUAGUGUAAGAACAGUGGGGUGUCAAUGUAGAAUUCCCAAUUACAGUAGAGUAUAUCAAGGAUCAACUUUAAGCCCUUAUUUGUAUUCCCAUAUUAUAAAUGACCAAGACAUUCAAGAUCAGGUUCCUUGUUGUAUGUUUUUUAUUGAUUAUAUUGUUUUGGUGGAUGACAAAGGCAUGGAUUAACAUCAAGUUAUGGAGAUCAACCUUGGAAAUAAAACAAAAAUAGAGUAUAUGAUGUGUAACUAAAGGAUGGAUAAUGAGGUGGUGUAUAUUGAUGAAAAAGUAGAUUUCACAAAAUGAUUAUUUUAGAUAUCACCAGUUUGAUUUCAUGUUCCUAGGAAUCAGACCAACCCCAAUUGCCCCCCAAAAUCAGGAAUUGCAAAGCAUAAAAAAUCUGCUUUCACUGCUUCGAAACAAAACUCGUGAAGCAAAUCACUUACGAAAUAGAAGGGCCCCCGAUGUUUUUUGGCAAACUCACCGGAUACCUCUUCAAGAAACUUUUUCUCAAUUUUCUCAUGCUAUGGAGACCUCCUCAAGGUAAAACGUCUUCCUCUCAAAUUUCCCAUGGAGUCCUCCACAAGGAAAAUGUCUUCCUCAUCUAAAAUUUCUCUCAAGGAUACCUCCACAAGGAAGACUUCUCCCUUAUCUCAAAUUUCUCCAUAAGUGACUACCACAAUGAAGCCUUCUACCUUCUCUAAAUUUUCUCCAUAGGAGACUUUCAUAAGACGUCGUCGUCUUAGUUUUCCCAAGAUUUUCAAAAGCUUCAAUAGAUGUGGAAUCAUUAUUCAACGUCUAUGCUCUCUCUCUCUCUCUCUCUCUCUCUCUUUAUUUGCCCAUUGCUGCUUUAUAUAAUGUUUGGGAUUUGAUGCAAUCGUCAUUGCAUUGUUCAGUACAAAACUUUGGCUUUUAGUUGUUUAAGGAUUAUAAUGCAUAAUCGAUAAGGAUUACCUUCAAUCAAUGUGUAGUGGGUAGCAUCUUUGCUAUACGUUUUGGAGGAUUCCUUCCCUUCAUUGCCUAUCUGCACUAAUAAUAAGCAGAACAUGAAGUAUUGCAUCAACGAACAAGAGAAAUAAGAGUUCCCAUCUUAGACGCUUGACUUGAGAGCAAGGAAAUAAAAAAAAAAAAAAAUACAAAAUGUAUAGCAGACAUCCAUCACUCCUCAUCAAAAUAAUUGAACUUUAUUGAAUGGGUUUGUAAAUCAAUCUGCCUUCCCCUGUAACCUCCAUGUUUCUUCUUCUUCUUUUCAUGGCAAAAAUCCCUUCCUCUAACAUGGCCGAUGACUUCUUGUGUUUUUGCACCAUACCCAGUGUCUACACCAUCCUUUGCCCAAAUUCCUUCCUCUACCUCGAAGCUUUACUUUUGUCUAUUGUUUGCUGAUUUAAACCAAAUUAAACUGUAUUCAUAUUAGUUCAUGACCAAAUGUUAUCUUAUACAAUUUUUUUUUAGUUGUUUGUGCAAAUGUAAUGAUUGAAUGUGUUAUAUUAUGUGCAUAUUAGAAUUUAGAUAAAAUAGAAAGUACUUCAAUCAAUGAAGUAGAGUCAACAAAGUGGACAAAAACUGAAGUAGAUGGCUAUGUUUCUAUAAAAAAAAAAAAUGAUGUUCCAAAUGUGAAAUGACAAUUUUGUAAUUAUUAGGUUAUAGACAGAAGUGAUUUUCUUAAUUUCUUCACCAAUUUCUGAUUCUGAUAUGAGUCAAUUUUAAAAGUACUUCCUUGACGGUUUACCAAUGGUGAUCUUGAUCUUAGAAAUCACAAAAUAACAAAAAAAUCACUUCCAAGCAGAAUCAGUGAAUUGAGGACAGACGUGUUAUCAAUCAGGCCCUAAAUCUAGGUUGAUGUGGAAGUUGAGAAACGGGACUUGUAUUGAUAUUUGGAAGGGUAGAUGGCUUCUCACACUCCUUGACUUCAAGAUUCAACAUUCAUUGCCUCCAAGAUUGCCUUCUGAAGUUUGUGUCUGAUCUUAUCGAUUCGAGAUCGUGCAUGGUUUUACAAGUAGUGGUGUGGUAAUUGAGUCUCAAGGUACAAAACCUCACAUUCUUCUAGCCUUCGUUGUUUGCCAUGAUCUUGGUUUGCAGCAGUGGUCUUACCCCUUUUUCGGCUUUUCGAAACAUAGUCAUUCUGAAAGUGUUUGUUUCCUUAGGGGUGGAAAAGUGAGCAAACAACCCAAUUUCCCUAUCAGCCCACGUGGCAGACAACUUCUCCCACCCUAUGCCUUCUCAAAGUCCUCUAAAAUCGGUACUACUCUGGUGGAAGUCACGAGGAAUUUGCAACUUCUCUGUCUCUCUCUCUCUCUCUCAGCGCAAUCUUGGUUCAGGGGGGACCCAGUUGCACCGAUCAGCAGCGAGCCUCGUCUCUACUUGCCGACUGGAACUCUUACGCAGCCUCCAAAGCUUCAGAAGAGAGUGGAUCGUCUAGCUUAGGUAUCAACCUCAAAGCCGCUGUAAGGACUGCCAACGAUAAGGUUGUCCGGACUUCUAACGUAUAAGCGUGAAUCUUGAACAACGAUGACAUUUUGGCUUUGAGUCUCUCUCCACCCCCCCUUCCACUUUUACAUUUUUUUUCAUGUAGUGGUUCUUGAGAUACUCUCUCACCUUCCUGCUUGGGUAGAGACGAUUUUGACA